GUUUCCCUCUACUGUCCAGCAAGAAACCUGGGCUGCACUCGAAGGACAGCUCAGCCAGCUGUCAAAGUGGUCCUGGAGAUGAUCAUUCCCAAACACAGGCUGAGGAAGGGCGGGCGUGCCUUGGCUUCUUACAAGAAACCACUAGAAGUUACAAGAGGACAUUUCAAACCCUACAGCCCAGUAUUUCAAAGAAAAGAAAAAGCCAGAGAGAUGUCUGAAGACAUCCGCCUCUAUGUGCCCCACUGUCCUUUUCAGAGCAGCACUAGAGGUACUCCACGGAACCCUCCUGGCAAUGGGACGCUGGCUGCUGAUUUUUCUGAGCCUGAAGAUAUAGCUGGUGACAUCGGGGCAUACGCAGCCCAGGGCUGGAAGGAAAAAACCCCGAAAUAUAUCUCUGAACCAGAUUUUAACAGGAAGACCAAAGUGCUGUCAUCUCUGGAUUUGAAAGAGAAAGAUGGCAAAAAUACAAGGCACCCAGAAGAAAAGCUUGAGCAAGAAUUAGAGGCAAAAAGGAGGCUGGUACUUUGUACUCAACAGCGACCCUUGUCGUAUGAUUCAAAGAGGAUGGACUUAGGUGGAACCAGUCCAGAGUAUCAAAACAAAGGAGCACUGGGGACUUCAGAGGAGAAGGAUGCUGACUGGAGAAAAGAUGCGUUCAAACUAUCUGGUUGUUCUGUGCCUCUCUCAUUUGCAGACAGUGCUCCACCAGCUUUGCCAAUUGACGCAAAAGAUGCUCUGAGGAGUGCAGAUGCAGUUGCCAGGGAGCAUGCAGCUGGCCAGCCAAAAUCACCACUGAGGCUCAUAGCCAAUGCGAUCAAAAGGUCCAUUUUGGAGCCUCUAACCUCGUCUCCGGAAGGACUAAAGCAGGAUUCAGACAGCAAAGUCAAAGCCUCUUCAGAACAAGCUUUCUUCAGCUUCCCCAGUACUCCUAGCUAUUCCCUAAGCCAAAGGAACAGUAACAAUAAUAGAGCAAAUAACACUCAGCCGCAGGAGCUUAAAGUAGGGGAGUGGGCAGAAGGAUAUUUAGGAAACGGGAGCCCUCUCUCAAAUCCAUCUGAUUUUUCUGUCGUCUCUGAAGAGAGAUCUCCAAGGGAUUACAGCGAGGAGGUAACCUUCCCAGUCUACAGUCCUCACACUAGGCCUUCCAAGAUGACCAGUAUACCUCAAAAAUCAUAUUGCACCAGGAUGGAGGAUGUCCCAGGACUCCUGGAAAAGUUUACCUUUAAAGAGACUCCUCCAGGGGCUCCUGUGAAUGACAUAUUUAUCUGUAAUGAAAAGUACCUCCUGCUUUCAUCUCCAGAGCCCAAGAACACCUCCAAGGACAAGCUGGAUGACUCUGCACAGAAGGGUAGUCUUGGGUUGCUCUUUGAUAGACUGAGAAGUAAAGUUCAUGACAGAGAAGGGAAUUCCUUCAUGUCAUCUCUGCGUUUCAUGAGGGACUGUUCUCCAGAAGACAGGCUAUGUUAUCCUUCCACAGGAUGUGAACACCUACCUGUCAGAAAACAAGCUACUGAGUAUUCUACUUCUUCCUCUGAUGAUGAAUUUGAAUCCAAGCCUUCAUUAACACACAAGGUAAAAAGGACUCUCAGAAGGAGAAGGAAGCUGGAGAAGGAGACAAAGCAAUUGAUUAAACAAGAGGAGCUGAAGAGGCUUCACAAAGCACAGGCAGUCCAGCGCCAACUAGAAGAAUUGGAGGAAAGACAAAGAGCUCUGGAGAUUUUUGGUGUCAAACUGGAGAGAGAACUGAGAGGAGAAUCAGAUUCAGGCACAAAGGAUGAAACUCAGAUGCUACAUGAAUGGUUUGAGCUGGUCCUGGAGAAGAAUAAAUUAAUGCGUUAUGAGUCUGAGCUCCUGAUUAUAGCCCAAGAACUAGAAUUGGAGGACCAUCAAAGCAGGUUGGAACAAAAGCUGAGAGAGAAAAUGGCCAUUGAUGACAGCCUUAAAGAUGAGAUGGAUCUGAAUGAGGAGGAUGAAAUUUUUACUGAGAUGAUGAAAGUGGUUGAAGAAAGGGACAAACUUGUGUCUACCUUAGAGGAGCAGAGAGUGAAAGAAAAAGCAGAAGACCAGCACUUUGAAAGCGUUAUAUUAUCUAGAGGCUAUCAGCUGAGCAGGAUUUAA
Messenger RNA from Pelecanus crispus (Dalmatian pelican), 2118 nucleotides. Lineage: Eukaryota; Metazoa; Chordata; Aves; Pelecaniformes; Pelecanidae. The record is from RefSeq and is a predicted model, not a curated record.